AUGAAUUCGCAGAUGCAGCUAAUUGUGUCCGAGGUAUCUUCAUUGUCGUCUAGGGUGACAGUCGAGAGUGCCGAACGAGGGAUUGAGACCAAGGAGGCCCAGUGCUGCCGCUUCGGUCGCAUCGUGUCGCAGCACAUAGGCAGCCCUGUAACACAGCCCAUACAUAAUACAGCAGGUGUUGGAGAGCUUCGAACGAGGCGCGGUCCAUCGUCGCAUCGUAUGGUGACUGAGCCUCUGAUGGGAUGGGAGAGUGGGGCUGCGCCGGCGAAAUGGACUCCGUCGUUGCCUCCGAGCUGGACACAGACUCCACAUGGGAGGCAGCUGUCCACGCUUGUGUCAGCGGAUGAGACGGUCUCGGUCGAGGGCGCCACGCUGCCGGCGGCGGCCUGUCGCUCGGAGAGGCGCUCGAUUGAGCCCAUGAGUGCCGUGUUAUACAUUGCCGGGACGUCAGGCAUGGACGCUCGCGAACACAUGUUGGGAAAUGCGCGUGGGUCCGCGCCGCUGAGAGUGACGGAGCAAGAGGAUGCGGCGGAACUGAUAGACAUAGGUGUAGGCGACCGGGGAGACAUAGCCACUGGCGAAGGCACCUGGGAGCUGCGCUGCCAUUCCGCGAGUGGGCUUCUCGCAGACGACGGGGGUCGGGCGACUACAGGCGGGUCCGCAGCAAGCGUGGGACUAACAGUCCUCGAGGAUUGCGGAGGCGAAACCGGAGAGGUGGGUAAAGACGAGUCAAAGAGCACAUGCGUCGGAGAUAUUGGACUGAAGGGAAUGAACACGUUGGACUGA
Postia placenta MAD-698-R-SB12 is the source of this 786-nucleotide messenger RNA. RefSeq lists its product as hypothetical. Bases 1 to 786 code for a protein of 261 amino acids. NCBI's taxonomy places the organism in Eukaryota, Fungi, Basidiomycota, Agaricomycetes, Polyporales, Adustoporiaceae. The transcript is spliced from 3 exons. The record is from RefSeq and is a predicted model, not a curated record.